Oncorhynchus tshawytscha (Chinook salmon) is the source of this 6857-nucleotide messenger RNA. RefSeq names its product mitogen-activated protein kinase kinase kinase 10-like. Gene Ontology annotation, molecular function: protein binding; JUN kinase kinase kinase activity; ATP binding. The transcript has 12 exons. The record is from RefSeq and is a predicted model, not a curated record. Gene Ontology annotation, biological process: positive regulation of apoptotic process; protein phosphorylation. Bases 105 to 3473 code for a protein of 1122 amino acids. NCBI's taxonomy places the organism in Eukaryota, Metazoa, Chordata, Actinopteri, Salmoniformes, Salmonidae.
ACAAAGUCAGCCUAGAUACUGACAGCUGCGUCUAGAAAUGGCACGUCUUUUGGAGAGAAAAGCUAUUUGAUUGUGAAGGACAACUGGCCACCCGACUGACUCAGAUGAGAGGCCUGGAUUCAGCUGAUGGGCCCUGCAUGGAUUUUGUGCGUGAGUUGACAGAGGGCAGGCCCACACCGCUGACCAGCAGCCGAGCAGCCAUGGACCCAUAUGCCAGAGCGAGCAGCACAGCAGCCCCACUGCCCUGCACCAGCUGUGGGGGCUGCUGCGACCCUCCUCCCCCUGGCCUCAUGCUCGUUGGUCCCCUUGGCCCCCUUAUGGCCCCCCCUCUCUCCUCCAUGCCCCCACAUAUGACCCCUGCUCCCCCGGUGUGUGCUGCUACAGCUGUCCAGGCUGAGAAUGGCAGCAGCUGGAACUCCUCUUCUGGUUCUUCAGACUCCCACCCUGGCCACCAGGGCGGCUCUACCACCUCCAACACCUACUGGACGGCCGUGUUUGACUACGAGGCCACAGCAGACGAGGAGCUGACCCUGCGGCGCGGGGACCUCCUUGAGGUCCUCUCCAAGGACUCCAAAGUGUCCGGGGACGAGGGCUGGUGGACGGGCAAGAUCCAGGACAAGGUGGGCAUCUUCCCAUGCAACUACGUUACUCGGAGGGACGCUGGCAGCUACCCGCAGCUAACCCCAGGAGGGCUGGUGGCAGGUGGGGUGCCUGAGGGGUGCCCCCUGGAGAUCGACUUCACGGAGCUGGUGCUGGAGGAGGUGAUUGGGGCAGGGGGGUUUGGGAAGGUGUAUAGGGGGAUGUGGCAAGGGGAGGAGGUGGCAGUUAAAGCUGCCAGGCAGGACCCGGACGAGGACAUCAGCGCCACAGCUGAAAGCGUACGACAAGAGGCCAGGCUUUUCUGGAUGCUCAGACACCCCAACAUCAUCAACCUGAUAGGGGUGUGCCUGCGAGAGCCCAAUCUCUGCCUGGUGAUGGAGUACGCCCGCGGGGGGGCUCUGAACAGAGCCCUAGCUGGGAAGAAGGUACCCCCCAGGGUGCUGGUGAACUGGGCCGUGCAGAUCGCCACAGGGAUGGACUACCUGCACAAUCAGACCUUUGUACCGGUUAUACACAGAGACCUCAAGUCUAGCAACAUCCUGAUCCUGGAGCCCAUUGAGAGGGAGGAUCUGGGUGGCAGGACCCUGAAGAUCACAGAUUUUGGCCUGGCACGGGAGUGGCACCAGACCACCAAGAUGAGCGCGGCGGGCACCUACGCCUGGAUGGCCCCCGAGGUCAUCAAACUCUCCCUGUUCUCCAAGAGCAGCGACGUCUGGAGUUUCGGGGUGUUGCUAUGGGAACUGCUGACAGGAGAGGUUCCGUACCGUGAGAUAGAUGCGCUGGCCGUGGCGUACGGAGUGGCCAUGAACAAACUGACCCUGCCCGUACCGUCCACCUGUCCCGAGCCCUUCGCACUCCUGCUGGCAGAGUCCUGGAGCCCUAACCCCCACAGUCGCCCGUCCUUCACUAAUAUCCUGAUGCGACUGCUGGCCAUCGAACAGUCGGCCAUGUUUCAGAUGCCCCUGGAGUCCUUCCACUCUCUGCAGGAGGACUGGAGGCUGGAGAUCCAGCAGAUGUUUGACGAGCUCAGGGCCAAGGAGAAGGAGUUGCGUUCCUGGGAGGAGGCGUUGGCUCGUGCGGCCGAGGAGCAGAGGGAGCAGGAGGAGCAGCUGAAGAGGAGAGAGCAGGAGCUGGCUGAGAGAGAGAUCGAUAUCGUGGAGCGUGAACUCAACAUCAUCAUCCACCAGAUGUACCAGGAGAAGCCCAGGGUCAAGAAGCGCAAGGGCCACUUCAAAAAGAGCAGACUGCUCAAACUGGGCCGAGACAGCAACAGCAUCAGUCUGCCCUCUGGUUUCGAGCAUAAGAUCACAGUGCAGGCGUCUCCGAGCGUGGAUAAGAGGAAGCCCCAGGGCAGUGAGAGCACCACACCUCCAGCCAGCCCAGGGGUCAUACCCCGCCUCAGGGCCAUACGACUGACACCCAGUGAUGGCAGUAAGACAUGGGGCCGCAGUGCCGUGUGUAAGAAGGAGGACCUGGCAGCUAGCAAAAAGAAGGGACGCACCUGGGGCCCCAGCUCCACCCUCCAGAGAGAGAGACUGGGCGGAGAGGACAGGUUGAAGUCGCUAGGCGACGGAUGCAAGGUGUGGUCCUCUAGUGCCCCGAAUCUGGGCAAGUCUCCAAAACACGCCCCCAUGACCGCUGGCUUCUCCAGCCUCAAUGAAAUGGAGGAGCACUGUGAGUUGGAGGAGUCGCCCGGGUCUCUGAUGCCCCCAGAGACCAGCAGUAACGGGUCUGUGGACGAGGGAGGCCCCCCGUGUGGCGGGCUGGGGCCCGGGCUGGGGCCUGCUGGGCUAGGGAGCGGGAUGGGUUACCAGGACUCUCUGCGGCGGUGCAGCCAGAGGAAGAAGAGCGACCUGCUGCUACUGGGCUGUGCCUCAAUACUGGCCUCCGUAGGUCUGGGGCUGGACCUGCUACAGUUGGGGAGACUACAGGUCCAACAGGACGAGCAGGACCUUAGAGAGGAGCAGCGCAAGAAAAAGGACAGCAUUUUCCAGCGAACGGGUCGCUUCCGCCGCAGCACCUCUCCUCCGAGCCGCGCCCUGUCCCUCUCGCUGUCCCGCCGCCGCGACUCUACUCUCCCCUGCACGGACCCCUCUCCCUCCGUCACCCUCCUCUCCCUCUCCUCCCUCUCAGACUGCAACUCCACCAAAUCCCUCCUUCCCUCGGACCUUGAGGACUUGGCGUUGACCCCCGGAGUGGGCGCCUCCCUCCCCAUGGCGACCCCUGUCCCCGCCCUUAACCCCCUCCUGGAUCUGAGGGCAGAGAGCUUCAAGAGGGAGCCCAACCAGUCCCUCACGCCCACCCACGUGUCUGCAACCAUGAACAGGGGGCACAGACGCACCCCCUCUGAUGGGGCGAUACGCCCCCGCGCCCAAACCCUAGGGCACCGCAGGACCCCCUCGGACGGCAGCAUGCCCAUGCCGCCUCCACCAGGGCCCCGCAUCCUCCCCCUACAUGCAGGUUACAAGGAGACCCUAGAUAUCCCCCGUCUCCCUGACCCUUCCAGCCUCUUCCCAAGGGUCCUCCGCCGCAAGGCCCCUGCUCCGCCUGUCCCUGUCCCGGUCCUGGAGCCCCUGACCAUCAUCAGUCCCUUGGAGAGGCCCAAGACCUUGGAGUUCGCACCCCGGCCUCGGCCCACACCAGCCAGGGUGCGACCGGACCCAUGGAAGCUGGGUUCCCUGUCCAGAACCCUGAGCUCGUCCCCGGGCAGCAGCUGUGACAGUCCCCUGGGCUCUGGGGACAGCAGUGCCAGCACCGGCGCUGCCAGGCCCAACCUCAUGGACAUGGACGUGGAUGGACAGGAUCUGGACGGCACCGUGCCCCUGUGUGAACAGCACCAGGCUGCACAGCUCUGUGGACAGAAUUACGGCUAAGUCACACAUUACUGUAUAUGGGCAACACUGCUCCUAGUGCACACUUCAAAGACUCCUAGUGUGCCCACUUUAUUCCUGGUACCCAAUCCCUUUGCGAACAGUACUUCUACUAGUGUCCACUCUGAAGCCCACUUGUGCGGGCUGUACCUCUCUCCUGGUGGUCACUCCUAAGCCUUGUGCCCCCUAGUCUCAUAGUGCCCAGCAUCCGGGACAGCACACGUCUUAGUGUCCCUUCCAAAGCCGCCCAGUGUUGGACAACAUUCCUCUAAGUGACCACUCCGCAACCCCUAGAGUCCAAACCUUUAGUGCCCUAGUGACCAGUGUGCCCUGCUAACCUUCCGCAUAUUACCUGUCCUCUAAAAGGAAGGAACGUGUAAGCCAUUCCACUUCCAGACAGACACUUCCAAGUGCUCAUCCCCAUUUACAUGUGCUGCAGUAGGACUCGUUCUGCUAAACCACCCUGUUGACUCUCUGCCUCUCUCGACACAGGUGUCGUGUCUGUCUCUGCUCGCUCCUUCCCCAAAGACUUGGGCUGAAGCUUUGCCAGCCGUAGACACAUUCACAUCUCAACAGGGUUGGAAUUAUUCUCUUGGGAGUGCCCUUGAAGUGUCCAUGUUAAUAGUUGUUUUGUGGGGGUGCCCUGAUUUGUUAUGAGAGCACCUCUGGGUGUCCCAUCAUGUGGGCCCUGCUGCCCCUCCUUCAUAUUUACAUGUAGUCAUGGUAGGUAGACGCUCAAAUCCUGAGGGACUUCCAAAUCAGUGCGUAAGUUGUCCUCUUAUUGUGCAUCACCUUCUAUAGAACUCAUUUCCACCUCCCUCACCUCCACACAGCAUCUUCCUGUAUAGGGAUGGUCUCUGUCCUCCCCCUCUCCCAAAGACUGCAACAGGAACAGGGAAGCCAUUUUAAGCUCCACAGCACAAUUGACAGGACUUUAUUUCCUCAGCUCUGUACAGCAAAUUAAUUUUAUUUUUCUCAAUGCUUGAACCAUUCCAGCCAUAACCUGUUUAGCACAGCAUUUUCUAUUGGUUUGGUGAAUUGUGUGUCUGUGUGGGUGCGCACGUGCGCACCCAUGUGUGCUUGUGUUUUGGUACCGCAUGUUAUUUUGUGUGAAGGAUGUACUGUAGAACUAGCAAAUCUGUUGUGAGGGAGCCGAAACAGGAUGCUUUUCUCCCUCAUUCUUUACCUUACGUCCUCAUAGGGUUGCAAAAUGUCCAAUAUUUUUCCCCCAAAAUCCCCUGGUUUACCAGAAAUCCUGGUUGAAAGAUUCCUGGAAGAAGCAGGAAAUACGGGAAUUGUUGAACCACUAUUUCUGGAAAACCAGGGAAUUUAGGGAAAGUGUGAAACUCAUAAGCUGGAGUUUCUCAGCAAACAUCCUCUCUCUCAUCUUCAUCACUGCUCUGUAAAGAGCCCCUUAUACACUCGGUUAUAUGCACAGUUCAUUACAACAAAAGUCCUCUGAGAGCAGAGGAGGACCAUGGGAAAUGAGGGUUAAUCCACUUGCAAUAAAUGGUUAAUGAAUACUACCUGUUUUCUACAACAACAAAAAACGAAUUCCCACAUUCCGUACCCCUGACUUCCUUUUCCUCACCUACUGGAUAGUGAUACAGCAUCAUUGAAGGGAAAAAAGGUCCCAAUCUUUGGUUAAAGAGCCAUGAUAUUGACAUUGACAUGUCCGUGUCACAAGAGUACAGACUGUGAAGGACUUGACACAAGGUGCUUGGGAUGUGGACGGCGAAUCGAGAGAACUCUGGAUUCUCUCGCAGGCCCAUGAGUGUACCAGUGCUGUCUGGUUGCUGAAAGACGAUGAAGAAUACCACUUUUUAAUGGCACAGCUAAUCAAGGCUACAUACAAGUAUUUACUUGGCUAUGUGUAUAUGGGAGUGUGUGUGUGUGUGUGUGUGUGUGUGUGUGCGUGUGUGUGUGUGUGUAUUUAGUGUUAUUAUUUGUAUGGGAUGAUGUCAAUCCCAUAGGUAGAGGGGUGAGCAAAACUCAUCCUUAUUCUCCUUGUGUGGUUAAGAACGCUCAGAUUAUUUAUUAAAAUGAUUGUUAGAAUUGAAAUAAUGAUUCAUUAUUGUCAUUAUGAUUCUCUGUCCCGGAAUAUAUAUAUAUAUAUUUGUUAAUAUAACACAGACCAACCAAGGAAAACCAAGCAAACUACAGGCUGACGUUCAUGUAGAGUAUGGAUGGGAGGUUGUCUUCGACCUGUCUCAAUCCGUGACGUUCUGGGAUACAUGACGAAAGAGUGACGUGUUGUUGACUGUUGAGGCUGCGGUGAGGAAUGAUUGAAUGAAUUACGUAAUAAAGAAGGAAGAGAGUGUCUCUGCUCUUCCUGUCACUCGCUCUGUGGAGUUAUAUCCGUAACGUUGACUGUCGUUACAUUCCGUUAUAUUCUACCGUGUGCGCUAAUGCUUGUAAUAGCUGAACCUUUCCAUGGCUUAUUUUUUUCAAAUAACACACGUUAUAUUGUAUCCCUGCGAGCAGGAGAAAUGCCUGGCUGCAAUAACAGUGACCGUCCUCUAGAUGUCAUCAAAGCCGAUCAAGUCACUUUGAGACAAAUAUACUUACUAGGACAAGCAUGGUAGCUGGUUGUGCAUUUUGAUAGUCAUUUAGUUGUUCACAGGUAUCUUUCAGGUUUCCUUCUGUGGAGUUGUACGCUCUGACAUUAUCCUCUGUCUUUUGUUAUGAGUAUUAAGGGAUUGCUCCCACUUGAGCAUAAGACCACCUUUACUAAAUAGUCCAACAGGAUUUUUUUUGUUGCCUUUGUGACAGAAUUGUGUAGGUGACCUGUAGGAAUCUUGUAAAGCGAAGAUAUCGGGUAUGUUGCAUUGUUAACAUAAUGCUAGAAUCACACAACAGACAUCUCAAUAUCUCAGACACCUGACUUGAUCUAACAGGCUUAUCGGGGUGCUUUCAUAGCCCAGUUUGUGCCUGGUUAGCUGAAUGAACGUACGUCCUUUGUCCUGAUUGCGUCCACAUUCUGAUUGCGUCCACAUAUUAGCCGCUGCAUCUACACAUGGUAUUUAAAUGUGUCCGCAUUGUCACCAGAUUUCCCUGUAUACAAAUCAUUUGACAGUUAUUGUUUCAAAAUAAGUACUGAUUUAAAUUGUUUCAUUGUCCAGAUCCUUCUACACUUGUACGAUAUCCAGACAAUGCAUCCUUGACUACCUCACAAACAGACCACAAUGAACCUUUGAAUCAUCUAUACCUGUCUAAAAAUGUGGGGACAAUCAAAAUGUGGACAAGAUCAGGACAUGGAACACAUGUUGGCACCUGGUAUAAACAGGGCUCAUGGCAACAAGCAGUGAGGAGGAUGAAAGAACGUCAGCUGUUCAUUCAGCUAAUCUGUAACAUGGAAUUAAUGAAUAAAAACACGGCUUUCAUGAA